Molecule: messenger RNA, 900 nt
Organism: Ophidiomyces ophidiicola
Lineage: Eukaryota; Fungi; Ascomycota; Eurotiomycetes; Onygenales; Onygenaceae
Exons: 2
Coding region: 1-900 (299 amino acids)
Source: RefSeq, a predicted model, not a curated record
AUGGAAGUGGUAGCAAUGACUGAGCCUGAAAAUCCUGGAUUGAUAUACUCUAGCGAUGACGACGUGCCUCUGGCGGCAAGACGACAAUCCAAAACGAGUAUACUCACGGAACGGUUGCCAGAAAAAGGCAAUAUCAAGCCGACGACAGAUCUAACCGCGCAACCAUUCCGCUCUGUUGUGAUACUACGCGUCGGAGCUAAGCGAGAAGAAUUCUUUCUUCAUACGCAUGUUUUUGCGGGCAAGUCAAAAUGGUGCCUACAGCGUCUCGGAAAUCUGUCCUCGAAAACAUUCGAUCUUGACUGGCUGGAGGCUGACGUGUUUGGCGACUUUGCAAAUUGGCUAUACCACAAUAUCCUACCAAGUCAAGAAAGCAAGUCUGACGAUGAGUAUUAUUCUCAUUUGAAAGACUUGUAUUUACUCGCGGAAGAGUUUGGGGUUGAAGGGCUUGCGGGCGAUGUUGUGAAUAGAAUGUUCAAUUUCUUCUCACGAGCCAACCGCAAGAUGUCCUCCUCGCUAGUAGAAAGCAUCUACAAAUCGACAGGCCCAGAAUCAAAAUUGCGGCGUUUGGCAGCAAUUAUGUACGCGCACGGCUAUGUUAAGGGAAUGGUUACCCUGCCGGAAAUCUUAAACGACGUGAUUAUAAAACAGCGAGAGGACUAUCAGUUGUUGAAAGAGAAAAAUAUCGAGAACAGGGCCGCCGCUAUGGUAUCGAAAACUCAGGGUAGACGCAAAUACGGGGAGCGAGCCACGAGUGCCGAAAAUAUCCAGGAGGUGUUUGGUCUUGGUACACAGAGCGACACACAGCCAAUCUCAAAAAGGACAAGAGCCAGUACGGAAGCGCCCAAGCCAAUAAAUUCUGCCACCUUGUUGAGUCGCUUUCAAACUCUUAGAGGUAAAUAA